AUGCAGAAGACUCUACCUCCAAAAUUUAAAUAUCCGGGGAGUUUCACCAUUCCUUGUACCAUUGGAAACCAUGAUAUAGGGAAAACUUUAAUUGAUUUAGGGGCUAGCAUCAACUUGAUGCCCCUAUCUAUGUUUAAAAAGAUUGGUGAUCAUGAAAUCAAGCCAACAAGAAUGAUGCUUCAGUUGAUAGAUAGGUCUGUCAAAUACCCUUAUGGUGUGGUAGAAGACGUGGUGGUGAAGAUUGAUAAACUCCAAUUCCUAGUUGAUUUUGUAGUGAUGGAGAUGGGGGAAAAUGCAGAAAUGCCACUUAUCCUUGGAAGACCAUUCAUGAAGACAACCAAGGUCAUAAUUCAUGUAGAUAAUGGAGUGUUAACAUUGAACGAUCAAGAUGAAGAGGUGACUUUUAAUGUCUUUAAUGAGAUGCAACUAAUUCAAGUAAAACAGGCUAGACCUAAAGCACCAGGGGAAGUUUGCUCAGUAACUAGUCUACCUGAUCAAGCUGCAAAGUUGGUUAAGAGGAAUCAUAAUUGUUUCUCUCCAAAACUAAAGGAAGAGGAUAAAGAUAAAGAAGAACUAGUUCACUAA
Vigna angularis (adzuki bean) is the source of this 585-nucleotide messenger RNA. RefSeq lists its product as uncharacterized. The transcript has a single exon. The coding region runs from base 1 to 585 and encodes 194 amino acids. NCBI's taxonomy places the organism in Eukaryota, Viridiplantae, Streptophyta, Magnoliopsida, Fabales, Fabaceae. The record is from RefSeq and is a predicted model, not a curated record.